AUAGCUAGCUAUAGAUCAUGGUUAACAUUUUCGAUGCCGUAACGCCAUUGUUACAUGGUCUAAUGAAGCUAACCGGCGUAACUCCAAAAUCAAUAGAAAUCGAGCCCGGAACAAUAAUCAAAAUCUGGCUUCCUAAACAACAAACCAAACCGGCCAUAGUUUUCCUUCAUUGUUUCUCCAUGGACGGAAUCUUCAAUUGGUUUCCUCAGGUAUUGUCCUUAUCCAAUCGUUACUCGGUCUAUGUCCCGGACCUCCUAUUCUUCGGUGGCUCCACCACGGACCAACCGGAGAGGUCUGCCGGAUUUCAGGCACAAUGCAUGGCCCAUGCACUAAGGAAAGUUGGUGUCGAAAAAUGUACGAUUGUCGGGCUUAGUUAUGGAGGAAUGGUUGGGUUUAAAAUGGCCGAAUUGUAUCCGGAUUUGGUUGAUUCUAUUGUGGUGUCCUCAACUGUUAUGGAGUUGACGGAGACUAUAAGUAAUGAUGCAUUUCAAAGGCUUAACAUAACAAACUGGUCGGAGUUUAUGUUGCCGGAGACCGUUGCCGGAGUUAAAAAUUUGUUCUCCGUUUCUUUUCGUACAAUGAAUUGGCUGCCUAGUUUCUUCUACAAACAUCUUCUUGAGGUGACUUCAAGGAAUAAGAAGGAGAAAAUUCAACUUUUGGAAGCUCUAGUGGUUAAAGAUAAUGAUAUUGUUCCCCAAUAUUCACAGAAAAUAUGUCUUCUUUGGGGAGGCAAAGAUAAGAUUUUUGGGCUGGAAGUUGCUCGUAACAUCAAAGAGAAAUUAGGGGAGAAAGCAUGUUUAGAGUAUAUUGAGAAAGGUGGGCAUCUACUCCAAAUUGAAUGGCCCUUUGCCUAUAAUACUUCUCUUAAUAAAAUUCUUGACUCACUCUAUCCUAAUCAAUUAACCAAAUAAAUUAUUUUUAGAUUAUUUAUUCUUAGCCUCUAAUUUCUAUCCACUUUUUUUUUUUCCAAUAAUAUUAUUGUCUUCAUGAAUGUUAUGUGUAACCUUAGGAUAUUGUAGUUGUUUUAUGAUUAUAAUGUUUUCCUUUCUUUUUCUUUGUACUUUUCUUUAAGAAGGUUAUAUAUAUCUAUCUAUAUAUAUAUGAUGUUAUUUUCUUUGUACUUCCUUUAAGAAAUUUCAAAG
This is a messenger RNA of Impatiens glandulifera, 1142 nucleotides long. Its product is annotated as epoxide hydrolase 4-like. Lineage: Eukaryota; Viridiplantae; Streptophyta; Magnoliopsida; Ericales; Balsaminaceae. The coding region runs from base 18 to 911 and encodes 297 amino acids. The transcript is spliced from 5 exons. The record is from RefSeq and is a predicted model, not a curated record.